AUGCAGACGUCGACCAGGGAUCUGGACCUCGAGUUUGAAGGAUAUCUGUCGUUCCUCGAGCAGCAAGACCUGGAAGACCAGGAAGACGAAAGCUACUAUCAGUAUGGGUCCUGGCUUAUGCCUCUGGAGCAGCUCGACCAGCAACUUCAACUCAACCAGUCACAAGAGGACGCGAGAGAUGGGCAGACCGCGUCUUUCAAGCAACCUACAACUCAGACAGAGCCACAACUCAACCGACAGGCUCCGAACAAUGUCCCCAGCACUGAUACAACCGUGAGACAGUCUCCAGCUCAACAAAAGCUGUCGCAGGUCGAUGGCGGUGACCGGAGAGCCGGCUCAACCGCGAGACAACUCUCUGCUCAACAACACCCGCAGUUAGACAGAGCGCAGUGGUCUCAGUUGACGCAGCGAAAUGCGGGAAAUCCCCAGACCGCAACUCGCUCGCAACCUCAAGUUCAGCAAGCGUCGUUGUCUCCCGGCAGGCGGAGUGGGAACAAUGCUCGGGGUACCCGCACAACUGGCGGUCAACUUGCUGCUGAACACCAGAAGCAACUCGGCCGGGGCGCAUUGAGCUAUACCCGUAGUAUAGGCGCAACCUCUGGGCAAUCUCUGGUUCAGAAGCAGUCCAAGUUCGAGAAAGAGGGCUCAAGCAGUGACAAUCCGAUUGUCAUAACUCACGAGCAACCUUCGGCACCACAACAGCAGUUGCUCGAUCGACGAGCCACUAGCAAUGUCCAUCUUCCAAGAGCAACACCGCAGCCUCCUGCUCAACCAGACCGAACCGAGCGACGGGACGUGAGCGAUAAUCAGAAUGCCGAUACACCAAAUGGGCCAACUCCAACUCCACAACACCAGCAGGGGCAGCUCAAGCGGAAGCAACCAGAUUCAGAACAGCCCCAUCACCAUCAAAGACGGGUGCGGCAGCGAAUCCCGGGUCCAAUGGCACCUCCGCCUAGACCAAAGAUGAACGUGGACGACUUUCCAGAGGUUCCGCGGAUAGAAAAGAUACAGAGACAUCUCCGAGUUACCUACAACGGCAUGGAGGUUGCUGAAACGUCGGACGGCUUCUGGGUUCUCCAGCAGUAUCGACCGCCAGAAUAUUACCUUCCCAAGUCAUCUCUCAAGAUCCCUCUCACCCCCACGGGCUACAACCCACCGUGCAGAUUCAAGGGCCCAAGAACGCACUACUCGGUGAAGGGUCCUGACGGCAGGCUCCUGGCCAACAGGGUCUGGUCCUAUGAGCAACCGAAGCCGGGGUACGAGGCCAUCCGGGGCUACGUCUCUUUCUACGCGCGGCCUUGGCAGUCGUUUGUAGACGGGGAGCGGGUGGUGCCGUACAGGACGGACUUUCAAGGCGGCUGGGUGACGGCAGAGAUUGUCGGGGUGGUGAGCGAGUUUACGCCGAGGUUUUAG
Messenger RNA from Fusarium keratoplasticum, 1413 nucleotides. RefSeq names its product NTP-transf-9 domain-containing protein. The record is from RefSeq and is a predicted model, not a curated record. Lineage: Eukaryota; Fungi; Ascomycota; Sordariomycetes; Hypocreales; Nectriaceae. Bases 1 to 1413 code for a protein of 470 amino acids. The transcript has 2 exons.